UUAGUCACGUGUUAUCUAACUUAUCCAUAAGUUUAAAAGUGGUGAAGUUCGAGUCUGCUCUGUACUUUUUGCCCUUUCAUUAUGGAGCCACCUAAGAAAACUAGGAUGCCAAAAGUGGCCAAAGUCAAGAACAAGAUGCCAGCAGAAGUACAGAUUACGGCAGAACAACUACUGCAAGAAGCUAAUGCUCAGAAAAUAGAAAGAGUAGCUAGACGUCCCAGACAGAAAGUGGCUGACCCUGAAGAAUUAGCACAAUUACAGUUAACCAGAAGGAAAAUGUUUGAGGACAAUAUUAGGAAAAACCGUACUGUCAUGUCCAACUGGAUCAAAUAUGCUCAAUGGGAGCAAACACAGCAAGAAUAUGAGAGAGCACGCUCUAUCUACGAACGCGCCUUUGAUGUUGAUCAUCGCUGUAUCACCUUAUGGCUGAAGUACGCCGAGAUGGAAAUGAAGAAUAAGCAGAUUAAUCAUGCACGAAACAUAUGGGACAGAGCAGUCACCCUUUUACCUCGUAUCAAUCAAUUUUGGUUUAAGUAUGCGUACAUGGAGGAGAUGCUGGGAAACAUACCAAACGCAAGAAGAGUUUUUGAAAGAUGGAUGGAAUGGGAACCAGAGGAACAGGCAUGGCUUUCAUAUAUUAAAAUGGAGCUUCGUUAUAAGGAGGUUGAUAAGGCACGAUCAAUUUAUGAAAGAUUCAUUUUGAUUCAUCCAGAAACAAAGAAUUGGAUUCGUUACGCUAGGUUUGAAGAAAGUCAGGGUUUUAUUGAUAAUGCGAGGAAUAUUUUUGAAAGGGCUACUGAAUUCUUUGGAGAUGAAGGUUUGGAUGAAAAGUUAUAUAUAGCCUUUGCCCGAUUUGAAGAAAGCUGUCAAGAAUACGAGCGCUCACGUACCAUAUUUAAGUAUGCACUGGAUAAAAUUCCUAAACCACAGGCUGUCGAUUUAUUCAAAGCUUAUACCCACUUUGAAAAGAAGUAUGGAGACAGAAUUGGCAUUGAAGAUGUAGUGAUCAAUAAGCGUAAGUUUCAGUAUGAAGACGAGGUUAAAGCUAAUCCAAAUAAUUAUGAUGCAUGGUUUGAUUACAUACGAUUAUUGGAAUCUAAUGCAAGCCUGGAGUCAACAAGAGAUUUAUAUGAGCGUGCAAUUGCCAAUGUACCUCCACUUCAAGAGAAGACAUAUUGGCAGCGUUACAUCUAUUUAUGGAUUAAUUAUGCACUUUAUGAAGAGUUAGUUGCCAAUGAUAUUGAUCGAACUCGAGAAGUCUAUAAGUCUUGUCUAAAUAUUAUUCCUCACUCUCAAUUCACUUUUGCUAAAGUGUGGCUGCUGUAUGCCCAAUUUGAAAUUCGACAGAAAGAGUUGGCUACUGCAAGGAAAGUCUUGGGGACAGCCAUUGGUAAAUGUCCAAAGCCGAAGCUCUUCAAGGGUUACAUAGAGUUAGAGCUUCAAUUGCGUGAGUUUGAUCGUUGUCGUAAGAUAUAUGAGAAGUAUUUGGAAUAUGAUCCUGGCAAUUCGAUUACAUGGAUAAAGUAUGCAGAGUUAGAGGCCAUAUUGGGAGAUGUGGAACGUUCUCGAGCUAUUUAUAACUUGGCUAUUAAUCAACCACUGAUGGACAUGCCUGAAGUAUUGUGGAAAUCAUUUAUUGACUUUGAAACAGAGCAAGGAGAAUAUGAUUUUACACGGGAUCUGUACAGUCGUCUCCUGGAGCGAACACAGCAUGUAAAAGUGUGGUUAAGUUUUGCCAAGUUUGAAGCUUCCUUGGUUUCUGAAGAUGCAGCGAAAAACUCGCGUAGUGUUUAUAGCCGUGCUGAUGAGGCGAUGAAACUGACAAACUCCAGAGAUGAGAGAGUAAUGCUAUUAGAAGCUUGGCUGGAAUUUGAGCGUGAAUCUGGAGAUGAAGAAAGUUUAGAAAAGGUGAAACAGAAGCUACCAAAGAAAGUAAAGAAGAGACGCAAGGUUUAUCGAGAUGAUGGCUCUGAAGGAGGUUGGGAAGAAUAUUGGGACUAUGUAUUCCCUGAUGAUUCUUCAGCCUCUUCUAACUUGAGACUUCUUCAAAUGGCUCGAUUGUGGAAACAGAAGGGGCAAUCUGACACUGAAUCAGAAGAUGAAGAUGAGGAUGAUGAUGAGACAUGAUGCUCUAGACUUUGUCAGUGAUUAAUUAUUACUGUCAUAAGACAUGAUACAGUAAAAUAAUUAUUAUUGUAAGACAUUACUAUGCUAUGCAUGAUUAUUAAUUAAUUUUUAAUAAGAUGUUAUAGGUCCACGUGACAGGGAGGGUUGAAUUUA
Molecule: messenger RNA, 2280 nt
Organism: Amphimedon queenslandica
Lineage: Eukaryota; Metazoa; Porifera; Demospongiae; Haplosclerida; Niphatidae
Product: crooked neck-like protein 1
Exons: 2
Coding region: 82-2127 (681 amino acids)
Biological process (GO): spliceosomal complex assembly; mRNA splicing, via spliceosome
Cellular component (GO): U2-type catalytic step 2 spliceosome; Prp19 complex; post-mRNA release spliceosomal complex
Molecular function (GO): protein binding
Source: RefSeq, a predicted model, not a curated record